Molecule: messenger RNA, 1407 nt
Organism: Seriola aureovittata
Lineage: Eukaryota; Metazoa; Chordata; Actinopteri; Carangiformes; Carangidae
Gene: mmadhcb
Product: metabolism of cobalamin associated Db
Exons: 8
Coding region: 361-1266 (301 amino acids)
Biological process (GO): cobalamin metabolic process
Cellular component (GO): mitochondrion
Source: RefSeq, a predicted model, not a curated record
UGCGCGAACUGAAGGUGAGUUUCAUCAGAGACAGUAGAGAGACUGUGUAGAGGAUCUUUGGUUUCAUCAGAGAAUUUCUAAGUUUAGCGGCAGCUGUUGUGCUAACGUUGUGCUACCGUUAGCUGCGAAUGAGCUGCUGUUGUGCUAACGUUAGCCGCGACUGUGCCCGAACUGUGUAAACACCUGUACGAAGAGUAAAGGGUCACGGACGUCUGUGUCCCACAGUCAGUCACUGUGAACCACCUGGCACCAGGUUGAGGCUCUGAUGUUUCAGUAGACUGGACUCUUGACUGCCGUCUUGUCCUCUCCUACAGAAUAACUGGACCCUGCUGACGGGCAGACUGACAAACACACACCAGGAUGGCCAGUGUGAGUCAAGUGCUGUGCCGCAGAGCCAGGCUGGUCACUUAUCUCCCUGGACUUCAUGUGUUGGUGCAUCGUGUGGCUGGAGCUAGAGCCUUCACUGCUGGAUCCUCAGGCUCUGAUGAGCCCCAUGUAGCCCUCAAUCCACCUGACAUGGGACUGCGGACAGUUUGGCCUGAUGAGAGCAUGGGGCCUUUUGGGCCCCAGGACCAACGCUUCCAGCUGCCAGGUAAUGUGGGUUUUGAGUGCCACCUAGAAGGACUAGCAGAGAAGAAGAGGAGCCUGCCACAUAAGAUGGUCCCUGACGUACUGUCGGCUCCGUCCAGUAGUGAGAGACACGACUUCAUACUGGCGCAGUUCAUCGGAGACUUCUAUGAGAAUGACGACCCAGCCUCCUCUCAGAGAGUCAGUAGGGCUGAACAAUACUUUGACAGCUCCAGUGUGGAGUGUGCCGUACAACCCUGUCCUGAGCUACUACAGAGAGAUUUCCAGUCCAUGUUUCCAGAGGCUCCCUCCGCUGGUAUGAUGGUGGUGACAGUGACCCAGAAGACCCAAAAGGAUAUGACAGCAUGGUGUGCUGAGGUGGAGGAGGAGAGGGAGCAGAUGCUUGGGAAGUUUGUUGAUGGAGCCAAAGAGAUCUGCUACGCUCUGCAGAGAGACGGGUUCUGGGCUGACUUCAUCGAUCCCUCCUCAGGCCUGGCGUUCUUUGGCUCCUACACCAACAACACCCUGUUUGAGACGGACGACAGGUAUCGUCACCUUGGGUUCCAGAUCGAGGACCUGGGCUGCUGCAGAGUGAUCCGACACACUGUGUGGGGUACACACGUUUUUGUUGGGACAAUAUUCACAGACGCACCGGCCAGCAGCCUUAUCAUGAAGAAGCUGAUGAACACAACUGUGUGAGAACCUGCUCAGACAGUGGUUCAUCGUUAUCGGACUCCUCAGAGUUUGUAUCUUAUUAUCUGAUAGUGAUUUAUAUUUAUAGAUCCAGAUGUCACAGGCUGAAACAUGCUGUAAUCACAAUAAAGUGUUUCUUCACUGAAA